AUGCAUCGCCUCGCCAGCGUCGGCAGAACGGGCCGCUGGCUUGUGCACGGCCUCGCCAGCGAGCUCACCUCCAAUCUACUCCCGGGCCGCGCUGCGCCGCCGCCACUCUCUCCCUCCCAGGGUGGCCUCGCCGUGGUCACCGGCGCUACUGGUGGCAUCGGAGAGGAGGUCUGCCGUGGCCUCGCUGAGCGGGGCUUUGAGGUGUGCUGCGCCGCGCGCGACCGGCGGCGUGGGGAGGCGCUGGCGGCAUCCAUCCGCGAGGGCGGCGGCUGUGCGUUUUACGUGGACUUGGACCUGGAGGAGAGGCGGCCGGCGGAGCGGCUCGCUCGGGUGUUGCGCGGCCGGCGCGUGCGGCUGCUCGUCAACAACGCCGGCAGCAUGGGCGGGUCGGUCGGGGUGACGCUGCGCGUCAACCUCUGCGCGCCCGCCUCGUUGGCGGUCGCCCUCUGGCCCCGCCUCGGUGCCGAGGGUCGCGUGGUCAACGUGGGGUCGUCGAGCCACCUGCGGGCGGCGGGCGUCAGCCUGUCCGCAACCGACGCGGCCAUCGACCGCGGCCUGCGUGCGUACGCGCAGAGCAAGCUCGGGUUGAUGCACGUGUCGCUGCUCUUGCGCGCCGCGAGCGCCGCGAGCGGGGGCCCGGCGGUGAGGGACUGCCACCCAGGGGUCGUCUGGACGCCGAUGCUGCGCAGGCAGCUCGGCGCGCCCCUCUGCCGCCUGCUCGAGGCCUCGGGCGCCUCGCGCCGCCUCUUCCGCACGCCGCAGCAGGGCGCCGCAACGGUCCUGUGGGCGGCGCUCUCGGACGAAGGCCACGGAGGCGGGGGAGGGGUGCGUGCGUGGCGGAGCGAGUACUUCGUCGACUGCCGGCGGGACGACGCGGCGGCCUCGCCCGAGAGCAGAGACCUCGCGGCCGCGCGGCAGUCGUGGCGCUGGCUCGUCGAGGCGGAGCCGGAGCUGGCGAGGCGCGCGGCGGCUGAGCGAGGGCUCGCCCGCGCGAUCGCCGAGGCGGAGGCCAAUAGCAGGCAAACCGGAUAG
Molecule: messenger RNA, 1032 nt
Organism: Emiliania huxleyi CCMP1516
Lineage: Eukaryota; Haptophyta; Isochrysidales; Noelaerhabdaceae
Exons: 1
Coding region: 1-1032 (343 amino acids)
Molecular function (GO): oxidoreductase activity
Source: RefSeq, a predicted model, not a curated record